GGAGGACCAAGGGUCUGGCAUAAGCUGGCGAUCCAAAAGGAAAAUGUGGACUGAACCUCUCCACGGCAUUUAGUGGUCCUGUCUAGAACCUGCUGGGACAGCCCAGAGCAAGCUGGCUUCCAAAUGGGGCUCAGGACGUCUCUGGGGCAGAAGGGGGGCCGGAAAACAGCCUUCCUGCUGACCAAGGAGAGAUAGAAAGUCUCUGGGGAGGGGCCACCAAGGACCAGACAGACUAUUGAGCCCCUGGAAGCCAAGCUACCGAGGCUGACCCCUGCUUCCUCAUGUGCCCUGGUUGGGCACUUAGCAGCUCUCAGUAAACGUCUGCCACCUCCCUGUGGACCCCUGGGAUGCAAAUCUUGCUUGUGUAAAGAGAGACUCAACUCCUAACAGAGAAGACCCUCCUUCCAGCUAGCCUCCCUCUCUCCAGCUGCAGAGGCAGCCAGGAACUGUCACAUCACGCUGGGCAGGGCCAGGAGCAGGUUUCGUAAAGAUUGACCACUACCAGGUCAGCACAGCUGUGCCCUAGCAGGACAGAACUCGGGGCGCCUUUACAAGGUCACUUCCAAGGACCUGUCCUGGCCGGAAGAACGGCAGAAUCAACUGGACCAAGAGAGAGAGGAUCUGGGGGUCCGAACACCGACCUCAAGCGGUGGGCCCAGACCCCUGCUGCACGAUGCUCUGGCUCCGGGCUCCGACCUGGAGCCGCGGAGGUCGGGCCUCCCGGGGGCGUGGCCUCCCGGGGGCGUGGCCUCCCGGGGGUGGGGCUUCUGCCCGGCGAAACCUGCCGGGCUCCUCCCGGCGGAGUCAGCCCCGAGCCGCGCGCUGCGAGUCCAGCCGGAGCUGGCGACUUCACAGCCUCUGUCCCAUGGCCGGAUCUCCCCGCCGCGCCGCGAGCCGGCGACUGCAGCUGCCCCUGCUGUGCCUCCUCUUCCAGGCUGUCACCAUCAUCCUCUUUGCCAUCUUUGUCCGCUACAACCACGAAACCGACGCUGCCCGCUGGCACUGGGGCAACCUCAGUUACGCGAACAAUGAAUUUUACUUUCGUUACCCAAGCUUCCAGGACGUGCACGCCAUGGUGUUCGUGGGCUUCGGCUUCCUCAUGGUCUUCCUGCAGCGCUACGGGUUCAGCAGCGUGGGCUUCACCUUCCUCCUGGCCGCCCUGGCCCUGCAGUGGUCCACCCUGGUGCAGGGCUUCCUGCACUCCUUGCACGGCGGCCAUAUCCUUGUCGGCGUGGAGAGCAUGAUCAACGCCGACUUCUGCGCGGCCUCGGUGCUCAUCUCCUUCGGGGCCAUUCUGGGCAAGACGGGGCCUGCGCAGCUGCUGCUCAUGACCCUGCUGGAGGUGGCGCUGUUCGGGAUCAACGAGUUCGUGCUCCUCAACCUCCUGGGGGUGAGGGAUGCGGGCGGCUCCAUGACUAUCCACACCUUUGGAGCCUACUUCGGGCUGUUCCUGUCCAGGGUCCUCUACAGGCGCCAGCUAGAGAAGAGCAAGCACCGCCAGGGCUCCAUCUACCAUUCGGACCUCUUUGCCAUGAUUGGAACCAUCUUCUUGUGGAUCUUCUGGCCUAGCUUCAACUCUGCACCCACUGCGCUGGGGGACUCGCAGCAUCGGACAGCCCUCAACACGUACUACUCCCUAACGGCCAGCACCCUCAGCACUUUUGCUUUGUCUGCCCUCAUCAGUGGGGACGGGCGGCUGGACAUGGUCCACGUUCAGAAUGCAGCACUGGCCGGAGGGGUUGUGGUGGGGACGUCUGGCGAAAUGAUGCUGACCCCCUUUGGGGCUCUAGCAGCUGGUUUCUUGGCAGGGACUGUCUCCACGCUGGGGUACAAGUUCUUAACGCCCGUCCUUGAAUCCAAACUCAAAAUCCAAGACACAUGUGGUGUCCACAACCUCCAUGGAAUGCCGGGGAUCCUGGGGGCCCUUCUGGGGGUCCUUGUGGCUGGACUAGCCACCCAUGAUGCUUAUGGAGAUGGCCUGGAGAGCGUGUUCCCACUCAUAGCCGAGGGCCAGCGCACUGCCAGAUCUCAGGCCAUAUAUCAGCUCUUUGGCCUGUUGGUCACACUGGUGUUGGCCAUUGUGGGCGGGAGCCUUGGAGGGCUCCUGCUGAGACUGCCCUGCCUGGAUGCCCCCCCAGACUCUGAGUGCUAUGAGGACCAGAUCUACUGGGAGGUGCCUGGGGAGUAUGAGAAUGAAGCCCAGGGACCCCUGAGUGUGGAGGAGCCAGACACUCGGGCCUAACCAGCUGCCAGCCCUUGAGAGGAUAUUCUCUUUUUAGAAGAUGAUGGCGGGGACUGGGGCUGUAGCUAGUGGUAAAGAACAUGCUUAGCAUGUGCCACACCCUGGGUUCAGUCCCCAGCAUCCCCUGUCUACACACACACACACACCCCAGAAGAUGUCCUUUAGAAGGUCUGGAGGGGGUGGAGGGACAGGAGGGAACUGGGUGGGGGAAGCCUGGCCAGAUGACCCACCCCACUGCCCUACCAGCCCGCACAUGGGUUAGAAGAAGCCAAAGUGAGAACAAGUGCCUGCCAAUCCUUUGGGCCAGUGUCACUCAGUUCCAGUGAAACCUAGGACAGGCUCAGUGCCCUGGGGUAAUAAACACCACCCUCACCAAGGA
Messenger RNA from Marmota flaviventris (yellow-bellied marmot), 2621 nucleotides. It is a transcript of the gene Rhbg, whose product is annotated as Rh family B glycoprotein. Gene Ontology annotation, molecular function: ammonium channel activity. NCBI's taxonomy places the organism in Eukaryota, Metazoa, Chordata, Mammalia, Rodentia, Sciuridae. Gene Ontology annotation, biological process: ammonium transmembrane transport; ammonium homeostasis. Gene Ontology annotation, cellular component: plasma membrane. The record is from RefSeq and is a predicted model, not a curated record.